Fusarium oxysporum Fo47 is the source of this 1611-nucleotide messenger RNA. RefSeq lists its product as uncharacterized. The transcript is spliced from 2 exons. The record is from RefSeq and is a predicted model, not a curated record. Lineage: Eukaryota; Fungi; Ascomycota; Sordariomycetes; Hypocreales; Nectriaceae. Gene Ontology annotation, molecular function: acyltransferase activity, transferring groups other than amino-acyl groups. Bases 1 to 1611 code for a protein of 536 amino acids.
AUGGCUGGAAACAGAAACGACGAACUAGCCAUGUCCGACUCAUGGGUCGAACCAGCGGGACCCAUACAGCCAUUCACCGUGAAGUGCUCAGCUCUCGAUAAUCUCACCGCUUCAGUGUAUCCUUCACCUACACAUUUCUUUCCUCUAAAACCAGGAACCGACGCCCGACAGCUCUACGAGGACUGCAAGAAAGGCCUCUCCCGAUGUAUAUACGAGCAUCCGCACCUCUCUGGCAUUAUCAGAAAGGACGAAACUGGACGUUGCGCCAUUAAGACUAGAGAAGCACCGCAUGCCGGCACAAACUUCUGGUAUCGAGACCAUCGUCACGAUGCAGAUGUUCCUUCUUACCAAGAGCUCAAGGAUAACGGGUGGCCUUUCGGGGAUGGCGAAGAAGAUGGCCUUAGCAAGCUCCGACCACAAGACUUCCCCUACGUUCAAGACGGCGAUCCUAUAAUUGCACCUCAGUUUAAUGUCGUUAAAGGCGGUAUAGUCUUGACCAUGUCCAUCACGCAUGUGAUUGGUGACCUCGUACAGUUUAUGGACUUCCUCAGGUCUUGGUCACAGAACACGAGUGCGAUAGCGACUGCCAGACUUAACGGUCAACCUGUACCUCCACUCCCCCAGCAGAUAUCGUCGGACUUGAUGGAUCGCUCCCUCUUGACACCUGACGUGGGUAUCGAGGAGGAUCUUGAAAAGCUGGCAACUCGUGCGGCGAAGCUUCCCCACCUCGACAUGCUCGACCCUCGACGCCCGGAAGAUGUCGCGGAGAAAGUGUCAAACCUCUUCACAAAGGCACGUCUGACUAAUGACGAUCUCGUGAGGUUUACUGAAGAUGAACUCCGCACAAUGUCUUGUUCUGUCUGGACCUUUUCGCGGUCCUCAAUAAAGCAGCUUCAGCACAUGAUCCAAGAGGUCUUGCCUGGCGGCUCAAAAGUGUCGUCUACGGACUGCUUGACUGCUUUCGCGUGGAACCGAUUCUUCGUAUCCAAAUAUGCUCCUGGUUUAUCAGGUCCUGAUCCUCUACCUGAGACUAGCAAGAUAGUCUUUGCUGGAAACAUCCGCCGUCGGUUAACGCCCCCUUUACCCAACAACUACAUGCCAGCCUGUGUGGAUUUGUUCCCCGUGUCUGUGAACACCAGCGACUUUAUCUCGCCUGACCCCAAGACUCUGGCCCAAGCAGCAAUGGCAAUUCGCAACAGCAAUAGCACUUGGAGUGAGGAGACGUUUCGGGACAUGCUCGAGAUAGCCCAUUCACAUCCUGUCAAUCCAGGUCUGAUACCUAAAGGACCCGUCGAUGCACUUGUCACGGAUCAUACACGAGCAAGUGCAGCUAUGCUGUCGAGUUGGGGUCCCGAGCUCGGUACUUGCGAGGCCUUUAGAGAGCCUUAUCUUGGAAGGAUUCCACCUCAUGGGGAGAUUACACUCUUGCCUCGAUGGAAUAAUGGUAAUGUGGAGGUUAUGUUUGCUGGAGAGGCUGUUGUGAUGGAACGGUUGAGAAGCGACCGGCUUAUGAGUCAGAUGGCUACUUGCCAGUUUGUCAUGGGUGAUCCUAGGUUUGAAGUUACUCGUGGAUAUUCUAUUUACAACGCUGGCUUGGCGAGGCUGCUCUAA